UUAGUGGUAUUCUUUCUUCUGUCAUUUUAUGCAUCAUUGAAGUGUAGUGGCUAUGGCUUUGUUUAUAAAUGUUUCCCUGGCCAUAGUUAUUUCAUCCUCCAAAGUACUUUUACCUAAUGUUUGCAUAAUUCUGUUAUGAUCAGCCACGGUGUGGUUGUUGAAAAACAACUGACCUGUUACUGAACUAUGAAAUAUUAACAAAUGUUUCCUCUGUACAACAGUGCUCUUGGAUGGGAUUUUGUUAACAUUCAGGGAUUUUGGGGGGUAAAAUAGGAUUAUUUUAGGCAUAGUAAUGCAAUGAAAGCCUUCAAAUAUCACAACAUUAGUGUUAUACUAAGUGAUAUGAAUACAUGACUGUAAAAUAUACUGAGUCAUAACUGUAUCAGAUUUAUAAAUAAAAGAUAUGGAAAAAAGUUGUAUCAGUUGUUUUUACAAGCAUCACAGACAAGGUGCUGGUUUUGUGCACCAUGCUAUAAAUAGAAUAGAAAACAGUUAUUUAAAGCUGGCAUAUCUUGCAUUUUGCAACACCCUGCAGAGUUGUUCACUUGCCUAAUCUUAAUCUUCGGUUUACUCUUCAAAAUGAAUGCUUGUGAUGUGAGGCUACUUAACAGGAAGAAUGACCUCAUUCUGCCUCUUUGCUUCUGAUUGCACAGUCUGUUUUCGAAAGGAAACAAGGGGCUUUAUAGACCUGCCUUUUCGAAGACCUCAGAGCUAUUCUGUUCCAGGAAGCAGCAUAAGGAGCACCCUACAGUUGCAUUCCAGAGACUUUUUUUGAUGAAAAACUUCUUGCAUACGUUUGUUAAUAGUGAAAUGGCUUUUCCAGAUAAUCUGUGAUACAUGUAGCUCCAGAGAGUUUGCAACAGACCUUUUCAAGAUGUAUCGAAUAUCCCAGCUAAUGUCAACACCAGCAGCAAGUAAAUGUUCUUCAGUGUUUGAUAAAGAGACCAGGCAAAGUCUGUCUCCUGAACACAUUUUGCCAAGUUACACUUAUGCCUUUCUGGAUAGUGACACCUCCUAUGAAUGUUGUUCCAUAAACCCCUUGACAGGCUCUCUUUUCACAUGUCGCCGUAGUCCUCGGCUUCUUACUAAUGGCUAUUACAUUUUGACGGAAGACAGUUUUCUGUCUGAUGAAGAUGGUAAUGUAACACUGACCCCAUCCCAGACAAGUGUUACCUAUAAGGAGAAAUUAGUUAGAAUAUUCAGGAGAAGGAAGAAAAUCCGUCGCUCUCUUGCUAGUCUGUUCAGUCUCAGUGCCUCGGAUUCAUGGCUCAACAGCACUGUCCUUAGCAAUAUGAAUUCUCCUCAUGUAGAGGAGAUUUGGAAUGAUGGAGAUAAUAAACUAGAGGCCAAUCAGCACUAUGGCAAUGAUGACUCUGAAUUUUCUUCUGAAUGCAAAACCUGGAUGUCACAAAGGCAAACAGCAGCAGCUGAUGCAUCCUCUUUUUCUAAAGAUGUGGUGUUCAUUCAGUCAAGAAAACAGUUCAAUGAUUCUUCUCCGUGCUCCCAGUUUAUGGUAGAUGGGUAUUUCCGUGAAGAGACUUUGGAUCAUUCAAAAUCCAAUGCAGUGAGAAAUGUCGUUUAUCAAAUGAUUAUACUGUCCAUGUGUUUAAUCAUUUCAGUGUGUGCAAGAUGCUGCCAAGUCAUCUUUCAUCAGUCUUGUCACAUCUUCCAAAACCACCAAAUUACGGAAAUAAUUGGAAGACUGAAUCGGUUUGCCAGCACGUACAGAUCACUUAUCUGGAGCCAUUUUUCUUUUGCUUGUGAGAAACUAUCAGAAUUUUCAAAGUUCUUUCUCCCAAUAACACAAAAGCAUUUUAUUUGGACUGUACUUGGAUCCUUUCACAGUUUGCUAGGAAGCCAGGCUUUACACUAGUCUUUUUUGCACCCAAUCCUGCAAGCAGAACCAUGCAGGCAGACCCCUGUGCCCACAUGGAACCCCGUGAUGCCAGCGGGGCUCUACAUAGGCACAGGGGUCACCCAAGCUUUGUAACUUGCAGGAUUUGGGGCCUUGGAGACUAAGAUAGUGGAACAAAAUGUCUAGCAAGCCCUACAAAUCCAUCUUUUGUUGAUGUCUAAUCCGUUUUCACUAAUGUUGCUGCUCUGGCCAUAGAACAUGCAUUACAGUCUUGAAAUAACCUGUUGUCAAACUGGUUAAAAGCUGAGAAUGGUUCUGGAUAGUGGUGAAUUGGACAAUGUACUUAAAACUCUUCAAGGCCUUCAUUGUCUCAUCCCUGCCACAGCCGUUUGGCCUUUAUUUCUAUUCUGGGUUCUUUCCCAGUGAUUUUGAAGACAGAAAAAUGAGUGUUAGAAACACAAGAAAAGAGAGAAUGGAAAUUAAUUGUGCCAGAAUAGUGCUUCCUGUUAGAGACCAGAAGUGCUGCCUUCAGAAAAGUCAGGAGUCGGAGGGUUGGAAGAGCAGCUGGAGAUGCCAGAAUCAUAUGGUUAACUUAACAAAUAAAGAGUCCAUGACCUUUAUUUUCAAAGCAUUGAACCUUAUUUUUCUGAUAUUGGAUUUAAGAGACAAUGCUAAACAUUAAUCCCCUCGAGUGACCAGUGAUCACUGUUCUGUGACUACGCUAUCUCAUAACUAAUUUGUUAUACCUACCAAGUAUGCCAGUUUAGCUAACACAGUGUAAAAUUUCAUCUCCCUGUGCUAUAAAAUGAUGAAAAUGUGAUCGCGUAGUAUUGUCUACAAAAUCUUUCUGCCAUCGCUGCUUUUGGUCUGCUUAUCCCCCAUUGUGCUAAAACUGGCACCAGUGAAACCACAGUUGCUAAAUCUGACUGGUAAUGCUGCCUGUGGAAAGGCCAACUCCACAGGUGGGAUGCGAACAGGCUGGCAGGCAUAAUAGAAGUAUCUGUAAACUUUUGUAAAAAUUAAUUUAAAAAAAUUGAAGGUUCUGAUGAAGGAAAAAAGGAAAUUAUAAAUCACAGUUCAUCUGCCUGUAUUUUUAUAGUUAUUCACCUUUAUGGCCAUCCUCAAACAGGAUACACUUGUGUUUGUGAGAAUGAAUCCCUGGAGAUGUGGGGAAAUGAAGGAAAGCAUAGUGGCAAUUAUUUAAAAUGAACAUGCCAACCUUUCAAGGGGUAAAUAUCAUCCUGGUUGUAUUUCAGUACCAAAAGCUCAAGCAGGGAAAACAGCCAUGUUAUCUAUUUUGGAUAUUAAAAUACUGUUGCUGAGUGUGUUAAAUAUUUCCCUGAUAAAAAUAGACCAGGUGAGAAACUAACAGUCCAGUAUUUGUAGUUUAAAUAAAGACACCAGGGUGUACUUCAGGCAGAGAAUCCUGAAGUAAAGGAAAAUUGCUUCACAUAAUAUUAUUAUUAUUAAUAAUAAUAAUAAAUACAAUUAUAGUAAAUAAUAAAAAAUUGAGAGGCUCCACACAACUCCAUAUUUUUCUUGUAAUACAGAUGAUAAGCUUGAAUAAUUCUAUGACUAUUACAUAAUUCAGCUUCUUUAUUCACUUUAACUCUAGAGUGACAGAUUACUUGUGUGGUAUUUAUACAUAUUUUGUUACUUAUGCUAUGCUAGUUAUAAUGGGCCCUCUUUUAAAUGUACUCUUGAUCUCAAUGAGGAGAAAAUUCUCUAUUUUUUAAAUAAUUCCUAGGAAUUCAUGAAAAUAGAACCAAACUUCUUAUUGCCUUGCUGGAAUGAAACACUGGGUCACAGUUAAUCAAGGCUGAUGAAAGAGUAAAGCCAACAUUUUGUAACAUGGGUGCCUAAAUCCAUAUUUAGGCUCCUAAGUAAAAGUAGAUUGACUUUUGAAGUGCUGAGCAUCUGCAGCUUCUAUUAAUAGGAGAAUCAGGCUCAGGGUAUUUUAAACAGUAUUUCUAGUGAAGUACAAACACUUGUUGACUGCUAGUUAGUGUGACAUUUGUGUACUAUGAGAGGGCUACUGUAAUCUAAAGUCUCUACUUUCAGUAAUUGAGCUCUUGUUCAAUUUUAAUGUACUAAAUUAAUUAAAAUACAAAUCCAUUGAGGAAUUUUCAAGAUGCACAUGUAACAAUAAAUUUAUCACCUUUUGCUAUUAUAAUCCUUGUUCACCGUGCCGUGAUCUUUUGUUUGGUCAUUCCUUACUGUGUAAAAUCAAAUUUCAUGCCCAAUCCUGCAAACGCUUGAUACCAGACAUAUUGCUUAUUCUAGUGAGGAGGCUGGGUUCUCAACAGUAGCAAGCAUUAUGCCCAGCAGUGUUUGGAGGAGCCCUUAGAUUGUAAGCUGUUUGGAGCAGGGACACAUCCAUCAUUAUCCAUCUGUGGAGCACCCUAUACACCCUUGGAACUGUACUAACAAUAACAGUAGCCCUCAGAACUGAAGGGUGUGGUAAAAAAGGGUACCAGUACAUCAAAUAGGUACAGACUUUGGGCCCGGUUCUAUGGGAUCUGGCCCUUCACUUGUCCUAUACCUUUAUUUUAUAAUAUGCUUAUAUAUUAGAAUGUAAAUCGAGAACAGUUAUUAGUUGUGAGGGUAUUAAUAAAGAAUCUUGCUAAGAAUUGCACACAUUUGUCACCUCAGUGUGCUUGUUAUAUCUUGUUGUUUAGACUGUAAGCUUUCUGGGGCAGGGAAUGUUAUUCAUUCUGUGUUUGGACAGCAGCUAGCCCAAGGGAGCCUAAUUUGGUUGAGGCCUUUAGGAGCUACCACAAUAGAAAUGUUAAAUAGUAAUUAAAAGUCUUAUAGAGAGUUGAUGAAAAGACAGAGGUGCAUAUCAUAAAUUGGCAUAAGCCAGCAGAUGGCCACCACCUAAGGUUCUGACCCAUAGUUUUUCUGCAACUGAGAAUUGCAGAGCCACAUCAGAUGCUAUAGGGCUCGAUCUUGCAGUUCUUACUCAGAUGAACAGUCUCAUAAUGGAACCCAAUAUACGGUAUAUUCAAAAUAUUUCUAAUGAAGAGUAACAUUAAUGGUAUAAAGCUUAUUUUGUCAUGCUGCAGCAGACACUUUAUGUUGCAUUGUAUC
Mauremys reevesii (Reeves's turtle) is the source of this 4945-nucleotide messenger RNA. RefSeq names its product transmembrane protein 71 (gene TMEM71). The transcript has 10 exons. Bases 875 to 1873 code for a protein of 332 amino acids. NCBI's taxonomy places the organism in Eukaryota, Metazoa, Chordata, Testudines, Geoemydidae. The record is from RefSeq and is a predicted model, not a curated record.